Molecule: messenger RNA, 360 nt
Organism: Caenorhabditis remanei
Lineage: Eukaryota; Metazoa; Nematoda; Chromadorea; Rhabditida; Rhabditidae
Exons: 2
Coding region: 1-360 (119 amino acids)
Source: RefSeq, a predicted model, not a curated record
AUGUUGUUUAUUAAUUCUCCCGUCUGGAGCUGUUUGAGUGGAUCCCGUUUGGAGACACCGGUAUUGACAAGAUACCGAACCACAGGAACAUCCCUGCUUCCUUUCGGAGGUCAAAGUCUGGAGGAUUUUUAUUGUGAAAAUUUUGGCGUCGGGAUCGAGCACUUAUCGACGCCAAUAGUGAUGGACAAGAUCACACCACACGCGCUGGAGUUCCUGUGGGUCAGAACAUCGGAAGAAGUUUCUAACUCCAAUGAAGAAGAGGAAGAAGAAGAGAAAGUAGGAGACAAAUUUGAUUUCUACAGUGUGGAUGGUGAGAUAACUUUUGAAAAUUAUGAGGACGAGUUCGAAUUUCGUAGAUAG